Molecule: messenger RNA, 3874 nt
Organism: Xyrauchen texanus (razorback sucker)
Lineage: Eukaryota; Metazoa; Chordata; Actinopteri; Cypriniformes; Catostomidae
Product: zinc finger protein 513
Exons: 4
Coding region: 584-2224 (546 amino acids)
Biological process (GO): regulation of transcription by RNA polymerase II
Molecular function (GO): RNA polymerase II cis-regulatory region sequence-specific DNA binding; DNA-binding transcription factor activity
Source: RefSeq, a predicted model, not a curated record
CAGCUGCAGUGAAACUUAAACACUUACUUCAACAACAACACAUGGAGACACUGUACAGGAAUAUCCAUCCAUAUGGAUAAAUUAUUCCUCAUGGAUAGAUGCUGAUAUCCCCACUGCUGGCUGUCCGGCGGUUAUAAACACUGGACUUUUAUAUUAUUUUGCAUGUUUUGUGGCCGGUCAUGCUAGUUAGCCUUCGACUGAUAACAAGAAAAACACAAAUUAACCAGCUAAAUAUCUUUAAUUGUUAUUGAUGUGGAUUUAUAAGAAGCAUCAUAAUUCGUUUUUGCGAUGGGAACGUCAUAUAAAAUUAUAUGACAGCGUGUCGGCAGUUUUUUUCUUUAUAUUUGAUCAAUAGUUUAAUAUUAGCUCAUGCUAACAGCAUUAAUAUCAGGAGUUCCUGUUUUGUGUUUUGGAUCGUUGGAUAUGUUUUUUAUGGAUAUAAAUCAUUACAGAUGUUUAAUUCGGUGUUUAUAAGUGGUUUGAGGAGCUCUUUGUUCGGAAGAGGAAGAUGAUGAGGAAGAUGAUGGUGAUGAAGAUCAGCUCAACAGGGAACUGCUGAUUAUAAACAGACACAUUUAGAAAAAUGCCCAGGAGAAAACAGUCCAAUCCACAACCUGUCAAAUUUGGUGCUGAAGAUGGUGUUACGGCUGGCGAUCAGGAAAACCUGGUCUUGGAGAGCGAUUUCCUCCUUGGACAAGACCUGGGCUUUGGAGAAAAUGACUAUAGGAUCGUCGGUUUUGAAAGGGAUUCAGACUCAGUCGCUGCUGAUAUGGGGAUGCCGGCGUACAGCUUCAGCGACGAGGACUGUUCUGGCUACAACCGCCUCGGCAUGGAGAGCGAUUUCGAGGACCCUCGAGACACCGAGAGCGAGCGUGAAGAGAUAAGCCCAGAUGCUGCCUUCACCCACUACCUCUCCUGUAGGCAGUGCGGCCAGCUCCUGGGGGACCCCUUGAGCGGGGCCCUGGAUCUCACCGGCCUGUACUGCCUCCAGUGUGGGGCCGAGGGAGGAGACGCAGACCGCCAAGAUAGACCGUUAGAAGAGGUCCACCCCACUGAUACCACGCAAGGAAAAGCCAAUCGAGGCAGAUCAACGUCGAAUGUAAACGCUUGUAAGACCUACUCAUGCAAACUGUGCAGUUUCACCUCGCGCUACUCCAAUCACUUGAAACGGCACAUGAAAACACACAACGGCGAGAAACCGUACCAGUGCCCACACUGUGCGUAUGCCUCCGCUCAGCUGGUCAACCUGCAGCGGCAUGUGCGCACACACACGGGCGAGAAGCCGUACAAAUGCGAGUUCUGCACGUUUGCAUGCAAUUCCCUGGGUAACCUGAAGAGGCACCAGCGCAUGCACACUCAAGAGAAAUCACUCAACUGCAGUCAGUGCGACUUCCGCGCGAACAGCAGCCACUCGCUAAAGAAACACACAGUGAGCCACAAGCUGAAGAAAUCGACAGACUUAACAGAAGAGUCUUUAGUUUCUGGCCUUACUCUGCACAUCAACAGCGACCCUGACCUCCUCCAAAACUACGACACCCUGCGAGCGGAUUGCCACCCCACCACCUUGCAGGACACUGAGGGCAUGGCCCAAGAGUCGGACCCUUUACCCGAGCUGCUGUUCCCCUUCACGUGUCGGGUUUGUGGCCUUGUGCUAGAGGACGAGGAGGGGGCUGCGGCGCAAAUCUGUAACAAAUGCACAGUCGACAUGCUGUCAGAAACCUCCCCCAACAGUUUGGAAAAAGACGACAAGCUGUACUCCUGUACCACGUGUCCGUUCGUCACGCAGUACCCCAACCAUCUCGCCCGGCACAUGAAGACACACAGCGGCGAAAAACCCUACAAGUGCCCGCAAUGCAACUACGCGUCCGCCCACUUCGACAACCUCAAACGGCACCACCGCGUGCACACGGGAGAAAAGCCGUACAAAUGCCGGAUGUGCGACUACGCUUGCGGCAAUUUGGCGAAUCUGAAACGGCACGAGCGCAUCCACUCGGGUGCAAAACCGUUCCAAUGCACCGUGUGCAGUUACAGCUGCAACCAGAGUAUGAACUUGAAACGCCACAUGCUGCGGCACACUGGCGAGAAGCCCUUCAAGUGUCAGGAUUGCGGUUACACAACAGGCCACUGGGACAAUUACAAACGGCACCAAAAGAAACACGGCCACUCGGCGGAAGGGUGGAUCAAAAUGCAGCUGGCAGAGAAAGAGGAGGAAGGAGAGCUGUAGUUUGAUGUCUAACUCCAGUUGCCUUAUUAUUAUCUGAGAAAUCCAUAUGGCAAACCACAUUGGGUUCUUUUAUGUUGUAUUGUAUACCACUGUUUACAGCAGCUGUUAUCAUUAUAAACGUCAUCUCAAAUGAAUCUCAUAGAGACAGAUUAUGCACCUAUGGGUGAAUCUCACAAAAGCAUGUCCAGGUUACAUUUCACCCCCAAAUCAAAUGUUUAUAUUAGAUUACAUUUUGCAUAAAUAAAAUGAAGCUAGAGCCAUUCGGAUAGUUUUUUGCAUGGUGAUUUUGUGUUAUUCUCACUAGAUUUGUAAUACAAUACUGUAAAACAAGGAUUUUUUUUUUUUUACGUUAGCGUAAUUUUUUUUAAUUCAAAUUAGAGUAAUGAUAAUUAAGUUUUUUUACAUUAUAGUAAUAAGAAUUUGGGUGAAAAUUAGCUUAUUUUAUGACUGUUAAGCACAUUUUCUCCAGAAAUUCUUAUAAUUGGACAUUUUUUUCAUUCCUGUACUGGAAUACAUAAUUUUUAUUAUUUUAAAACUGAAUAAAUUAAAGGUAGUACAACAAAUAGGAUCAUAAAAUACUUCACAAUUUAAGUAUUUUUUUUUAUUUAUUUUUUUAAUCUUUUUUUUAUUUUUUAUUUUCUGAUUUCAAUAAUUAGAAUUAGAUUUUUUACAUUAUAGUAAUACAAAUUUGGGGGGAAAUAUGCUUACUUUGACAAUUAAGCACUUUUCCACAAAGAAUUCUCAUAAUCGGGAUGUGCCUGGAAGUUUUGAGUAAUUUUUUUUUUUGGUAAUUCCUAUUAAAUUCAAUGGUAAAAAAUAAAUAAAUAAUAAUAUUAAUAAAACUACUGUAAUAAAAUUAUUAGAUAUGUAUAUAUUUUAAUUAGCACAAAUGAAAGGCAGCACAACAAAUACUACCAUGAAAUACAUCACAAUUAAAAAAAGUAUUUUAUUACAUUUUUUACAUUUUUUACAGACUACAUUAAUGACAAUGAGAUUGUUAUUACAUUAUAAUAAUUCGAAUUUGGGUGACAAUUUGCUUAUUUUAUGACUGUUUAGCACAUUUUCAGAAAUUCUCAUAAUCAUGUCAGAACAUUUUGGUAUUCCUGUAAUAUUUUGCCAAAUAAUUACUGGAAUACAAUAUUUUUAAGCAAAUAAAUCUGAAUAAAGGCAGUACAACAAAUAGUACCAGAAUAUAUUUCAAAAUUUAAAUAAUUUAUCAUUAUUUUUUAAUCACAGUAAUGAUAAUUGGAUGUUUUACAUUAUAGUAAUUAAGAGUUUUGGGGGAAAUAUGCUUACUUUGACAACUAAUCACUUUUCCAUAAAACAUUCUCAUAAUCGGGAUGUGUCCGUGUGUUUUGAGUCGGUUUAUUGUAAUUCCUUUUAUAUUCAGUUGCAAAAAUACAUCUGCAUAAAGGCAAUACAAGAAAUACUACCUUAAAAUACUUCACAAUUUAUUUUUGUAUUUUUUUUAGAUUACAGUAAUGAUAUAUAUUUUUUUACAUUAUUAUAAUAAUAAUAGUUUACGGGAAAUGUGCUUGCUUAAUGACAAUUAAUCAUAUUUUCCCCACAAAUUCAUUAAACCAAAAUGUGUUAUUUGUAAUUAUAAAAAAAAAAUUACUGUAAUACAAUUAUCCCAAAAAUCAGCAUAAA